AUGGACGUCACUCACGAUCUUUCGUCGUCCCGCGUCUUCCUCGCCGCUGAAGACGGCCAUGCGGAAUAUGACCUACCCCGUCUCAGAGCCAGGAGUCGUGGCAACACCAUACAGCGUCUCGUUGAUAGACGCCCUUCUGUUGUAGACCCCAUGGUUGCCCACGCACGUCAAGAGGGAUAUGUUGCUGUGCUUGAUGCUUCAGCAUGGACAGUUGAUGAUGUUCCCUCGCCAGAUGUUACAGAUAAAGACACUGUGCUUAGCUUAGCAUACAUGGCCGCCGACGCCUAUGUCGAGACAGAAGACGCUGCCGAUUGGUUAGACAUCGGUGAACCUUUCAACCGCACGGCAGACUUUGGCUGGCAAAGCGAUGGGUUGCGUGGACAUAUCUGGGCUGACCACGACAACUCAACAAUUGUUAUUGGUCUCAAGGGAACAACCCCCGCCGUCUUUGAUGGAGAUGGUACAACGACCAAUGACAAAAUUAACGAUAACCUGUUCUUCAGUUGUUGUUGCGCGCAGCAGGGACAGUGGACUUGGCAUCAGGUUUGCGACUGCGCCACAAGCACGUACUCUUGCAACAACACCUGUGUUACAAAAUCUCUGCACGAAGAAAGUCGGUACUAUGCCGCUGCCCGCGAGCUUUACUCCAAUGUGACUGAGCGCUAUCCCCAUUCUACAAUCUGGGUAGUAGGCCACUCAUUGGGUGGAGCUGUCAGCUCCUUGCUAGGUCUGACGUAUGGUUUGCCCGUCGUCACAUUCGAAGCUGUUCCCGAGGCUCUCGCCGCGACUCGCCUUGGUCUACCCAUCCCCCCGGGCUCUGAUCCGAAAGCUCCUCAAACAAGAGAAAAUACUGGCGCUUACCACUUUGGUCACACGGCUGAUCCCAUCUACAUUGGCACCUGUAACGGUGCUACUGCGUCUUGCUCCUUCGCCGGUUAUGCGCUGGAGACAUUUUGUCACACUGGAAGCGAGUGUGUCUACGAUGUUGUUGCCGACAAAGGAUGGCGUGUAGGGAUUGGAACCCACAAGAUUCGAGCAGUCAUCUCUGACGUCAUUUUGAAAUAUGACGAUGUUCCCGAGUGUUCCAUGACCCCUGAAUGUCGAGAUUGUGCCCAGUGGAAAAUGUAUGAGAGCAACGGUACGGAGACGACGACAACAUCGACCUCAACGACGACGACUCGUACGCGAACACGAACUUCAACCUGCAAGACCCCAGGCUGGUGGGGUUGCCUCGAUACGACGACUACAGGAGUCACGGCUACGAGUACCAAGACUACGUCCUUGACAUCAACUUGCAAAACGCCGGGCUGGUUUGGAUGUAAGGAUAAGACCACCACAAACACUAUUACUACAACCUCAGAUGCCACUACUACAACCCCUGCGCCAACAACCACAUGCGAAACACCGGGAAAGUGGUGGGGUUGUUGGGACAAGGAUGAGACUAGCACGACCCCAACACCUCUACCGGGCACACGUACACAGCUGCCCAUUACCAAGGGGCCGACAUCGACGACAUGGACAGCUGCACCAACCAGUAGUGCUCCAUCAAAGGGAAAGUGUCUCCAUCGAAACUGGAUAGGAUUAUGCAAAGAAUGGGAAGGGGACAACGGGGUUGACGCCUUUGUUCCAGAUGAGAUGUAG
This is a messenger RNA of Metarhizium acridum CQMa 102, 1641 nucleotides long. RefSeq names its product putative lipase atg15. Lineage: Eukaryota; Fungi; Ascomycota; Sordariomycetes; Hypocreales; Clavicipitaceae. Gene Ontology annotation, molecular function: glycerophospholipase activity. The record is from RefSeq and is a predicted model, not a curated record. Gene Ontology annotation, biological process: neutral lipid catabolic process; piecemeal microautophagy of the nucleus; multivesicular body membrane disassembly. Gene Ontology annotation, cellular component: membrane.